This is a messenger RNA of Lachnellula hyalina, 582 nucleotides long. RefSeq lists its product as uncharacterized. NCBI's taxonomy places the organism in Eukaryota, Fungi, Ascomycota, Leotiomycetes, Helotiales, Lachnaceae. Gene Ontology annotation, molecular function: RNA-DNA hybrid ribonuclease activity. Gene Ontology annotation, biological process: DNA replication, removal of RNA primer. The transcript has 2 exons. The record is from RefSeq and is a predicted model, not a curated record. The coding region runs from base 1 to 582 and encodes 193 amino acids.
AUGGAAGUCGAAGCUAGCCUCCCACUGCCUGCAAUACAACUAGAUACAGCCACCCGUAAAUACGCUUUCCAGCUAGCUAAGCUAAGUCCGGACUAUCUAUGGGUCCCCGGAUACCAAGACAUUAAUAGAAAUGAAGAGGCGGACAAACUGGCUAAAUUAGGGUCCAAAUCACUUCCGACCACCCAGACCGCCCUGGCUGCCCAUACAAGCUAUGCCUAUAUAGGCAUAAAAAUCAACCAAAUCCGACGGCAUGCGUGGGCGAAUGCUCUAGCUAGCGGCAAAGGCCACUACUUUGACUUUUUCAACCCACGAAUUCACUCUCGAAUACAGCUUCCCAAAACGGCUAGAUCCACUGCUAGCGCCUUUUUCCAGCUUAAGCUACGACAUGGCUACUUUAGGACGUACCUAAAACGAUUUAAUAAAACACCCACCAAUCACUGCAUAUGUAGUUACAAGCCUGAAUCACCACAGCAUCUUAUACUACGAUGCCCCGAAUACAGUGAAGAACGCAAAAGACUGAAAGACAGUGUCCCAUUUAGGCUUAGCCUACGCUCCCUCUUUGAGACGAAAAUCGGACGCUAG